Messenger RNA from Rotaria socialis, 288 nucleotides. The record is from the annotation of a GenBank genome assembly. NCBI's taxonomy places the organism in Eukaryota, Metazoa, Rotifera, Eurotatoria, Philodinida, Philodinidae.
AUGUUUAUUGUUGAAUUAUCGAUCCAUAAAACAAUUGAGACCAAUAAUCAGUUUUUUAAAGUCGUGUUCAAUUUUCAUCGGUUAAAUAAAGUUCAACCUGGACAACGGAGUCAACAAAUAAUGUUAGACGGUUAUAGUUCUGAAUCUUCUUCACUAUCCUAUUACGGUUCGUGGGCACCUUCUGCUACUUUAUUAAAUCCAUCCAAAGAUCAUCAUGAUACACCUGAUAUUCCUUCACCAAGUUCAUUACGAAGAGCAAGAUUUGUUAUUCUUCAACAUCAACAAUGA